Kogia breviceps (pygmy sperm whale) is the source of this 950-nucleotide messenger RNA. RefSeq names its product eukaryotic translation initiation factor 1B (gene EIF1B). Gene Ontology annotation, molecular function: translation initiation factor activity; RNA binding; ribosomal small subunit binding. Gene Ontology annotation, biological process: translational initiation. Gene Ontology annotation, cellular component: eukaryotic 43S preinitiation complex. NCBI's taxonomy places the organism in Eukaryota, Metazoa, Chordata, Mammalia, Artiodactyla, Physeteridae. The record is from RefSeq and is a predicted model, not a curated record.
CAUUUUGUCGGAGAAGCUGCAGCGCCGCCUCUUCUUUCGCGUCCUCGCAUCCGUCGCUGCCGCCUCUUCCUCCGCCUCCUCCUUCGCCCCUUCCUGCCUCCUCCCGGCUUCCGCCGCCGAUCCAGCCGCUUCCCAACCCCGGGGCGAAGCGUCUCCUUAUUUAUUUCCGUUUUCUCGCCACUACCGCCUCCUGACACGGUGAUCCGGGCGGGCCCCGCAGGAAUUUUAUCCCCUCACCGGCCUCACACUAGUAUCGCAUGUCCACUAUCCAGAACCUCCAAUCUUUCGACCCCUUUGCUGAUGCAACUAAGGGUGACGACUUACUCCCGGCAGGGACUGAGGAUUACAUUCAUAUAAGAAUCCAGCAACGGAACGGCAGAAAGACACUGACUACUGUUCAGGGCAUUGCAGAUGAUUAUGACAAGAAGAAACUUGUGAAAGCUUUCAAAAAGAAAUUUGCCUGUAAUGGUACUGUGAUUGAACAUCCCGAAUACGGAGAGGUUAUUCAGCUUCAAGGUGACCAAAGAAAAAACAUUUGCCAGUUUCUCUUGGAGGUUGGCAUUGUCAAGGAGGAACAGCUUAAGGUUCAUGGAUUCUAAAAUGAACCUAAAUACGUGGAGAAUUUCUUGAAUAAUUUUGUUCUCUAAACCAAGUUUGGCUGCCUUGUGAAAUGAUUCUCUGCAGUAAACGGACUUUUCAUUUAUUUAAUCAUUCAAACUUCCAUUCACAUCUGCAUGAUUACAGAAAACAUGGGGUAUGUAGGCUAGUAACACAUAAGAAAAUUGCAGUAAGAUGGUAAUGAAACCCCAUAUUCAUCUUAACGUUUCCAAUGGAAAAUAUUUUGUUUUGAGUGUUUAUUUUAUUGUUCAGUUUAUUACUUUUCACUUGAUUAAAUUUUUUUGUUGUAUUAAACCAUGUAUGUUGCAGCUUAACAAUAAAAGAAAAAUCUA